Messenger RNA from Cylicostephanus goldi, 438 nucleotides. The record is from the annotation of a GenBank genome assembly. NCBI's taxonomy places the organism in Eukaryota, Metazoa, Nematoda, Chromadorea, Rhabditida, Strongylidae.
AUGCCAUCUCCAAAAAAGCGAACCACAGUCACUCCGGCUGCGGUCGCAGCAAAACGACGAAAGGGAGAUGCACAGCCUCCAAGCAAGGGUAAAUUCGAAACACAUUUGGAACAACUCUCACAAAGUUCGGAAGAAGAAGAUCCGGAGUUGCUCUGGCAUAGAAAACCUCUCGAGGAGGGUCUUGGAACUAAGAAAUCUAUAGCAUUUCAGGUGCGAGUUUACUUAAACUCCAUAGAAAUGCACUACUAUAAGCGAACAUUCGUAGUCAGCAUGCUGAACUCCAGUAGACCAUAUUAUAGUCAUAUCCAAGGUUCUGAUCUCUCACCGAAUACCAUCGUAACCCGGGAGACGGUCAACAGGCCCGAUUUCUAUGUAGGUCAUCAAAUCAAAAGCCCAUCUCAGUGUUACGUGCCCGAAUUAACUGCUUUGGCUUACUAG